AUGGAUUCACUAGAGCAGUGUCGCGUUUUUCUGGACUGCUUCAAAGCCAACGUCAACCCAUCUGAUCCGCUGCCCGUCCGAGUCCCCGUAUACAAUCUAAAGUACGAUGAAAUCAAGCCCGCAAUUGUUGAUUGGACCAGAACGUACUUGGAUCAGUUUGGAUGUCCGCAAUGUAUCAUGACGCCGAUAAUACGCAAGGCAUGCGAAGAAGUGCUGAUCCAAUGUAAUGAAAAUCCGACGUCCUGCGGGUUUAACUUGCGUGAUUAUAAAACUCUGCAGCUGAACUAUACAGUAAUCUCACAUGUGAACCAAAUCUGCUCCAACCUGCUGGACAAUGAAAAUCUGAACAAGCUGCUCGCUGAGCAGUAUGCUGAACGGAGCGAGACCGAUCAUCCUGGCCCUGGCGCGUUGGUUGCCAUGAGGAAAAAGAUGCACUUUUCUAGAGGAGUGAAACACCGACGUCGCACGAUGGAGGAUCGCCACGUGUGCCUGCCGGACUUUAGCGUCCUGUUUGACACGAAGGACGUCGAGCCUACGGCUUUCUACGGCGUGUACGAUGGUCACGGCGGCCAGGAAGCAGCCAGUUUUGCUACCUCCCAUUUGCAUUACUAUAUCGCGCAAAGUGAACACUAUCCUCACGACAUGGAGGCAGCUAUUCGUGAAGGAUUUUUAAAGACAGAUAAACUAUUUUUGCAAAAGUGUGCCGACCAUCACCUACGCAGUGGAUGUACAGCAGUAGUAUGUUUUUAUCGCCUACACUCUGGGGAUCUACAUUUGGCCUGGGUUGGCGAUUCGCUGGCCUACGCGAUCGGUGUGUCGAAGGUCGGUGCUCGAGCUUUUAAUAUUGUGCACCAUCCGCACGUGGCUUCCGAUUGGGUAGAAGCUAACCGCGUUCGUAAUCAAGGAGGAUCCGUCAUUCUCUGGCAAGGCCAACACCGCGUUGAAGGGCAACUAGCUAUCACCAGGGCUAUCGGUAAUCCCUGUUUCAAAUCCGUCGUGCCAGCAUUACCAGAAUAUGCUUUUCGACGCACAGUUGGGCAGCACUGUGAGGAUGUUGUGUUGGUGCUGGCUAGCGAUGGCUUGUGGGAAAGUCUCGAUCCAUUUUAUGUGUCAAUGAUUAUCCUGUACGGAAUCCGCAAGUUUCCAGAUAACCUACAAAAAAUCACAGAUUUAUUAAUAGACUACGCCAAACCAAAAACCCAGGACAAUAUCUCAGUGAUUAUUUUGUUCCUGAAGGACCCGCAGACUAUUAUAAAGCAGACGCCUUGGAUAGAGGAGUUAGAGGCUAAGGCAGGAAUCCUAGAAAAGCGAAAAAUGGAUAUUAACGGGGCUGAAAAUAACGGCUUUUUGGCAGAGAAAGAUCCUAUUUACCUGGAAGAUCAGAAAGCGUUUGCCGACAUACAGAACUUCAUGUCCAUGGACAGCGCACUGUUGCAAUCAAAAAAUGACUGUGACUCGCCUUGUGACGAACCGGUGCCGGAAAGGUUCCUUCCGGAAGGUGAAUUUGGGCCAGAGACAGAUGUUGAUGGAAUUCCCGUAGCUUUCGAAUUACCUUCCAAAGAUAUAAUUGCAGAAGUAGUGAAUCCCGAAAAAAUGAGGUUGGAUUUGGAUUUUUUAAAUGGACUGAAGAAUGCCAACAAUGAGGUCGAGGAGGAGGCAUCGAGUGUCAGUGCCGACCCUGUCGACUUGUCCGAAGAGCAGGCUGAACCCGAAUCACCAAACGUCAAUGGUACCGCGGGCGAGCAACUCCAUUUCGAUGCCCCCACCGAAACCGGUGAUUUAAUCGGCUCGGUUGAGCAGGAAGAUGAGGUUCCGACCCUGAAGGCUGAACUUAAUGAAAAUGAGCUGGCCCCGUUGAAAUCGAUUGACGAACCGAUCGUGAGCGAUUUGCUGGAUGCCGACUCGAUAGUGGACAACAAACUGAUCGAUCAGCUCGACUCGUUCGGCAUUUCGGAUGCAAUCCGGCGACAGCUGAUCGAACAGACGGUUCCCGGCAGUGCGCUGAAUCACGAACAAGACGAAGAUGACGACGAUGGUCAGCUGAUGGAGGAGAAGCAUUCGGAGUUCGAAGGUGAUGGCGACGGCGUGGAGAAGGAAGACCUGCAUCAUGAAAAAGCCUUUGAUAGUGAUAUCGCCAAUGAUCAGCACGUCAAACAGGAUGAUGAUGCCGGUUGCUGCGAAGAAUCCGAAGAAGACGAAUGGGACUACGUGAAGGUGAAUAAGCAGCAGCAGCAGCAGCAGCAACAGGAACAGCAUCAACUAGAGCAGCCACAAUCUGAAGAAAAGCCGCAGGAGAGCACAUCGCGUGAAGAAACAGUAGAACACGGUAAUAGCAACGCCUUCAUCGCGGAAGAAGAUCUACCGGUGGAAAGGCAAAUCGAGCAAGACGAAACGCACGAAAUAGAACAACACCACUACGGUGAUCCGGCGGACGAGCAAGAAGAGCAGGAGCAACAGGAAGAGAAGCCUGUGGUGGAGGAGCUGUAUCAAGAACAAGAACGCGAGGGCGAACAAUUCGACGCAACAGCAGUAGAGCCGAAUACCAGUGAAACGCCCGUGGAUAUUCUUGGCGACAACACGGAAUCGACCGUGUCGGACAGCACGAAAGAAGUUGAUGAUGUCAUCAUCGAUGGUGGUGAAGCUAAGGAAGUUGUCAAUUUGCUAAACGACGAUUUGAACGAGGACGUUCCCCAGCCAACUGCGAUCGAACCGCUGUGUGAUACAAGCGUAAUAACUGAAGAAGAUUCUAGUGCCGCUCCUCCCGUUCCAAGCGAUAGUGUGAAUAUGGAAGCUAGCAUGUACGGUGGAUCGGUUGCUGAGCAACCAGUGUCUCCCGACACACCGGUGUCUCCUGUCGAAGCGUUCCAGGCGCAACAGCAGCAGGAUUUCAGUGCAGACAAGGAUAUGUUUGGCUCCCGCCUGGACGACACCCUUAGCCCGACCGGUACCGAGGAACUGCGCGAAAAGCAUCUCUACGAAGCAGAAGAGAAAACGAUGUUCCAAGCCGAUGCGGCAGGCGGCGACUUGAUGCAACAGGGUGCGGCGGGCGACUUGGGCUGGCAGUUGAACCCGGAGGCGAAGGAAUUUGUGCCAGUCGUUUCGCCCACCAGCGAAGAACCGCCCAACGUGUUUGCACCGACGCGUAUGCUGGAGCACGAAAGCUUCAAACUGCGUGAAGAUGCAAUCGUAGCACAAAGCCCACGCAAGGGGACCGCGCCCUCGAUGGAGGAUCUUGAUUUGCCAGCGGAGCGCGAAUUCCAGACGGAAAUGGAUAAAAGACCACACGAAUUCGAGACAACCGUGGGUGGUGGUGGUGGUGAUCAGCCGUCCCCGUUGUCACCAAAUCCCUUCAACCAGCUGGACGAUCAAACAAUGCUGCCUGGAAAUGGGUUCGAUUUGAUCAAUGGUGGAGAAGUGCUACAACCGGAAGAAGUUGAUUUGCUUUCGACUGUAAAGUCUGAUCCAGACCCAUUUGGCGUAUCGGAUAACGCUCCGUCAGAGGAGCUCGAACUUUUGAACAAGGUGCAGGAUCUACCGCUCGGCGAUGAUGAGGAACAACAGGAGGCACUGAUCACUCCGCAACAAGCUGAGCCGGUUCAGGCAGCGUUGUUUGGACAGGAAGAGCAGAGCCCCGAUCUAAUGGAACCGGAAGCCUACAGCGCUAAGGAGGAACAGUAUGUCGAGCAGAAAGAAACGGUGGACGAAUAUGAGUUCCUUGAAAAACCGUCAGAUUUGGCUGAUCCUUACAACGGAGAGUUGGAAAAUAUGGACAAAGCCGCUGGCGAUUCGGUGGCGGCCCAUGCGUAUCCUGCACAGACGGCUGCCUUCGAUAUGUUCGGUUUGAGCCAACCGACACCAACCACAGAAGAAACGGUACCGAUGGAAACUGAUGAGGAACCGAAGCAAGUUCAGCAGGAAACUCUCCUGGAAGCGUCAGUUUACGAUCCGGAACCGUUAGUUCUUACCACUCAGGAAGCCUCCCAGGUGCCUUCUGAUCCGGAACCAUCUCCCGAGGUUGUUUCAGAGACCGUACCGGCCAGUGUCGCAAGCGAACUGGUUGCUGAACCACACAAGGAGCAGCAAACGAUCGAACCAGAACAGCCAGUCCCCGAGGAACAGCCCAAGGAAAGUGAGAAAUUAACCGAAGAUAACAAAGCAGUCGUCGAAUCGGCUGCUGCCGGAGUUGCCGUAGCAACUGCUGCGGUUGCCGCGGCUGCAGUCGCUGCUACUGCGACCGCAGUCAGCAAGACCGCUGCCAAACCAAAGGCAUCAUCGGCGGCGGUAACCGCCAAGAAAGCGGGACCAACUACGGCCACCGCCACUAAAUCGUCCAAGGACGUUGCUGCUAAGAGUGCUCCGGCAGCAUCUCGUGUCGGAGGCGGUGCAGCGGCCCCGGCCGCUAGUCGAAAACCAACUGUACCUGCCGCUAAGAAGGUUCCCAGCACCACUACCACCACAGCGAAACCUCCCACAGGCGCAACGACCAACGGAGUGAAGGAAGCACGUCCAGCGAGCACCACUACCAAGGCACCGCUGGCUGCAAAGAAACCGGCCACAGAAGCCGCAAAGACUGCAACCACCAAGACUACGACUGCCGCCUCAUCCGUGGCGGCUGCCAGAACGAAGGCCGCUGCUACUGGACCGUCGAGCACAACGAAGCCGGCCAGUGCAAGUUCAACUACCAGAACUGCCGCUCCCAAACCGGCUGCUACUGGCACAACCACCGCUGCUAAACCGAGCUCCCGUGCAUCGACCACCGGGACAACGACGCGUACCGUCACCUCGCGGCCCUCGAGCGCCAUCUCGACCUCAUCAGUUCCUUCAAAGCCGGCCAGCGCCACCACUACCACUGCAGCCAAGCGAACCGUUGCAACAAAGAUUACCAACGGUACCACAACGACGGAUGGGGUGACGAAAACAACGAAAAUGAGUUCCACCACCACUAGCAGCACCGCGUCACGAACUGGAGUUACCAGAACCACCGGAACCGGCACGGCGGCAUCAAAGCCUGCGAGCACACUCGCCGCUAAGAAACCGCUGGACACCAAACCGGCUGCCGCAACCAAGACGGCUACCAGUGGCAACAAACCGUCGACCACGACGCGCACCUCGCUAGCGCCGAAAACGACGGCCACCUCGCCGGCUGUCCGGAAGGUGCAGCAGAACGGUGUCGCCAAGAAGCCGACCGCUACCUCGCCAAACCCUGGUGCGAAGAAGGUUGCUGUAUCUGCGAAGAAACCGGAGGAAGAACUGGCUAAAACAAACACGAGCACGACACCGACCCCGACCACGACCAUCGAAACCAACGGUAGCGCCCAUGAAAACGAACAGGCGAUGGUGGAACCACCAUCGCCCCAACCUGCUGCUGACCAAUUGCUCGUGCCUAUUCCGCAAGCAAUGUGAUGUCACUAAAAGCCUACCGGUCUCAUUUAUUUUUUUGUUGUUGAACGAAAAACACAGCAUAUUCCUACUGUUUGCAAACCGUUUCGCGUGUGGCAGAUCGAGGCAACAAUGGCAACACCUCCACCACCUCUGGCCAAGCACAUAACGGAAUCGCCAACCGAAACAAAACAUUGACUACUCGAACUCUCAUCUAAAACAAGGGCAUACACAUAUUCGUCUAAGUCUAGGUCACAAGCAUAUAUCAUAGCAUUGAAAAGGAAAAACUACAUACAUUCAACGGCACAGGGAUGGAAGAAAACAUUAAUUAUAUUAAAUAAUCUUUUCAUAGUAGCACACCACCAGUUUUCCGGUGAAAGCAAAACAAAAGAACAAGUCAUUCAUAUUUCGGGCACAUACACAUUUUUAAGUGAUCAUAUACCUUGAUUAUGGCAGAGGGGAUGAUCAACAGGCGAAAGGCACAACAGAGAACUGGCAAAGGAAGAAGAAAUGAAGAUUGUCUACGAACAAAGUCGAACGACGAAGGAGCGGGCAGGGGCUACGCGCGGGAAGAAAGUCCAUUAGAAACGCCUUCGUUAAUAUUUAGCCUAUACUUAUAGCGAUAGAAAUGUAUCUUUUUUAUGCCAAGCAUGAUUAUUAGUAAUUAUUAUUAUUUUUCGGAUAUGUAAUGCGAUUUGAAUCUGAAUCGUUUCCGCCACGUUUGCGUUUUUGGAAAAAAAAUAGGAAAACACAACGGAACAGGACAACUCAGCUCGGCGCAAACACAGGAGGACGCGUCCGAAGGCUUUUUGAAUGAUUUUGCUGAUUUAGUUUGGCUAUGUUGUUGGUCGGGCGAACACGAAGGAAUGUGGUUGGAGCGAAAAUAUUGGAGCGUUCGGUUGGUGUGGCGUGAUACCAAAAAGAAAUCAAAGUAAAAAGUUGGCAAGGAAGCAAACGCCUAAACAAUAGCAAACAAAUGGGAAGACUGUUAGCAAGAAUCCGCGACGUCGAGGGACAAACAUAAAUUAUGGUUGGCAAAGUAGAAUCGAAGCAAGCUAAAGUGGGCUUUUAAACCCUCCUCCCAUCUAGACAACGAAAACAGACCAUUUUCUUCCUCGUAGGGGCGGCAACCGUGUUUCUUCCGCUCUCGCAAUCCUGUAUGGCCUUGUGUAUUGGUUAAUGUAUUUUUGAGUUUCUUUUUGUAUCCCUGUUUUCCGUUUGUUUCCUCAUACAGUUUAGUUGGUUCCGAUUGCGUCUUACACGCUAUGUUCGGCGUUUGUCGACUGCAAACUCUCAGAGUUGUCUUUCUCCUUCCAUAUCUCUCACCCUCUCUCUCUCUUUCUCUCUCUAUGAGCUUAGCCAAUGAUUGGUUAGCAUAAUUGAUAUGGCAAGAUAAAAACGACAAGAAAAUAGGUAAAAAAAAAAGAAAAUAACCCAACCCUAGCCGCGCUACCAUUCGAAAUAACCGAAUAUUUUAACCCCGCAAAAUCCCAUAGUAGUA
This is a messenger RNA of Anopheles coustani, 6880 nucleotides long. RefSeq names its product titin-like. Gene Ontology annotation, biological process: negative regulation of protein kinase activity; protein dephosphorylation. The record is from RefSeq and is a predicted model, not a curated record. The transcript has 12 exons. Gene Ontology annotation, molecular function: cation binding; protein serine/threonine phosphatase activity. The coding region runs from base 1 to 5403 and encodes 1800 amino acids. Lineage: Eukaryota; Metazoa; Arthropoda; Insecta; Diptera; Culicidae.